CUGUGGAGGUGAUAAUCAACAGUGGCUUCGGGGGGAACUCUCCUUGUCUCUGUUGUUGUGUCGUGUGCUGUGGAGCUGACUGGGACCGGGUCUCCCAGUUUGAACCCCCCUCCCGCCGUCCCGUGAGCUCACCUCUUGUUGUUCCCUCUUCCACCUCCUCUCAGUCAGCCUCCUGUUCCCCAUUGAAGAGCCUCUCGCUCCACGUUUUGCCUCUGGGAAGUGUCUUGGAGGUGUAUGUGGCUUAGUCUGUAGAGGUUUAAACAAGAGAGGAGGCUGAAGGGGGCUUUGCUGCUGGCGAUCAGGGGGCAGCUUUGAGUAAGAGCCCACCAGCUGGUCUCUUCCCGCCUGCUGGCCUCUGUCUCAUCUGUCCAUGUAGGCAGAGAGGAGAAAACCAGAGCAGGCUAUAGAGGAAGUUGCCUCAUCAGGAUUUGCUGUCUUUGGAUCGUGGUAGUUAUUUUUGAGGGAGGUGUAGUUGGAGGUUAGGGGGGUGUUUAGGCUGCAGGUGGUGCUAUAGGGAGUGUGUGGGCUUUCUUUUUUUUUUUUCCUUUCUUGGGAACAGACGAGCAGCCCACACAAGGCCACACAACAAUGUUGGGAAAAGGACAAAGUGGAGGAUUUCCCUCUGAGACGACAGGUGAACUCAUGCAGCAGAGCAUCAGUGCAGUUCCUGUGGAUGGAACUGAUAAGAAAGGCCUCCAGGUGGGUGGCCAGUUGCCGGGCGGUGUGCAGUCCGUGGAGUCUCAGCAGCAGAACCAGCAGCUCCUCUUGACUCCGGCCAGUCUCCAGCUCGCUCAGCUCCAGGCACAGCUCACCCUCCAUCGCCUCAAACUGGCUCAGGCUCAGGGGGGUAGCUCAGCCACUGCAGCCAGUGUUCUCAAUCAGGUUCUGUCCAAUGUCACAAUGUCCCAACCACUUUUCAAUCAGCUGCGGAGUUCAACUAUGGUUGGGAAUCCACAGAAUGCCUUCCCCCACAUUCUUGGUUUCCCCGCUUCGAAUUCAGCCCUGGGAGCGUUGGUAGGUGCAGGGUUCCACCAAAACCCAGAGAAUGUGAGACUAAACCAUCCUGGCGGGGGAGGAUCAGUGGGCCAACAGGGUGUGGAGUACGGUACAAAGUCCGGGUCAGCGUACCCUUCUGACACGGACAGGCGUCAUCAGUACAGUGUAGUUACAGGAGCAUCAGCCACAGCUGGUGAUGGACAGUACACAGUGAUCAACGCUCAGGCCAAAAACAUGACCAAUGUUGGUUUCCAGAGAGAUUUCUACGGGCAGGAAAUGCAGGGGCAACAAACUGGACUCGGUGUCAAUGAGCAUAACAUGCAUGUUUAUAACUCCGCUGGCCACAAGGAACAAUGGAAAACACCUGUUAGCAUGAGUCACACCGGGAAGGUGGAUAUGGCUUCGAAUACGGCCACUAUGUGGACAGCAGCUGGGCAGCCCAGUCGGUCCCGGACUGAACUGUAUAACCCAGAGGAGCCGACCUCUGAGCCGAAGUUCAAUCACAGUGGCGGGGUUUCCUCUCUGAGUUUAGGUGGCACGCAGGGAUUUGGGGGCUACCAGAACCUGCAUGGAGGAGAGGAAACCCAGUCCUCAGGUGCCAGGAUACUUCAACCUUAUCAAGUCAAUGACUACCAUGCUGUUACACCCACUCAGCUGCCACACCAGUGUAGCAUCUGUGACAAGAAGGUCUACAACCUCAAGGACUGGGACCAGCACGUGAAGGGAAAGCUGCACCUGCAGAAUCGAACGUUGUACUCAAAUGAAAGCUCGGCCGGGGUAUCAGCUGGAGCUGUUCACUACACUGUUGGCAGACCUUCUGAUGGAGGUCUAAACCCCGCAGGGACGAACUCGAUGGUCUACUCUGCUGCGAGUCAAGAUGUUUCCUCGGGAGUCAGUGCAUCAUACUUACCAGCUGCAGCGAUGAAGACUUAUCCGAUGUCAGACGCAGGAUUCGCCUCACCCCAGCCCGAGUCAAAGCCAUUUCCACCCAGAAAAGCAACCAUAGGGCGAGUGAUUCACAUCUGUAACCUCCCUGAAGGCAGCUGCACAGAAAAUGACGUCAUCAACCUCGGACUUCCCUUUGGCAAAGUCACCAACUACAUCCUCAUGCGCUCGACUCAUCAGGCAUUUCUGGAGAUGGCGUAUAUUGAAGCAGCUCAGGCCAUGGUUCAAUACUACCAACUUACUCCAGCGAUGAUUAACAAUCAGAAGCUGCUCAUACGAAUGUCAAAGAGGUACAAGGAGCUACAACUGAAGAAACCAGGCAAAGAUGUUCAGUCCAUCAUCCAGAAUAUCGCUUCUCAGCGGGAACGAGAUGACAUGCAUGAACCUGAGCACUACGUACCAGAGAGAGCUCGCUCUCGCAGCCCCAUCAGCCGCUCCCUGAGCCCUCAUUCGCACAGUCCCAGUUUUACAUCAUGCAGCUCAGCCCACAGCCCCCAGAGUGCAACAUGCAGGGGUCCAGAGAGAAGCAGUAAUGGCCUUGGCCCGUGUCGGGGCACUUGGGAUUGGUCAUCAUCUCACCUGAGAAGAGGUGAGGAUGAAAGAGAGAGGGAUGACUUAUGGAGAAAUGGGGGAAGCUUGGACGAUGAUCGGUCAAAUGGACGAGCGGCCGACCGUCGGAAGGCCUAUCAGAAGUCCUUGGAUCAUAUCAGCUCACGAUCCGCAGAUGAGCGAGGAGGGGGCAGCGGAGGAGGUGAAGCGAUGAGGAGCAACAGAGACUGGCACCCACGAGGCAGCCCCCAAGGCGCGUCCUUCAACUCAUACAGGAACAUGGAGGACGACUUCUACAUGAAAGAACAAAUGCACAAGUCAGAGAAGCCGCCCAGGCCUCCAUACCAAAGGCACGACACAAAGCCCAAGAGAAGAGAUGGUGGAGACUAUCACGGAAGGUCAAGACAUUCGGAGUUUGCCACGAGUGAGGAGCCACUUCGCAGAACACCGGAGGAAAAAAGGCAGAGCUCACCAGGCAGGGGCAGGAGCAAAAAGACAAGCAGGAGGCACACUGCAGAAAAACAUGACAGGGAAAAGACCACUGAAAACACGGAUGGCCAGGUGAAAGAAAAAUCUGUUUCACCGCAGCAGGACAAUAAACCAAAAGAGGCUACUGAACGUGUUCAAGAAAAAGAGACCGAGAAAGAGCGGGAAAGUGGAGUUGAGACUGAUGAGGACUGCUGGUAUCCAAAGAACAUGGAGGAACUGGUCACUGUUGAUGAAGUGGGAGGAGAAGAUGAUUCCAUUAUUGAGCCAGAUCUUCCUGAGCUGGAUGAGUACGCAAAAGAGAGCCCCAAAGAGACUGUAGAGGAAGAAGCAGUAGAGAAGCACAUAUCCAUGUCCACCUCAUCCUCAGAGGUGCAGGAGAUGAACCAGAAAUCAAACCAGGAGCAGACUUGUGGGGAAGCUGCUGAUCAGGCGGAAACACACGACGCAGAGAAAGAGGAGAAUGUUUUACUUGCGAGCUGUCCCAAAGAACAGGAAAUACCAGGUCAAGUGGCUCCUGAGCUGCCAGUCACUAACCUCAGUGACUUCCCCAGUGACGAGUUCAAGGCCGCACUGGAGGAGACAUGUUUGGAGGAUAAAGUUCCCAACACUGAGCCCUUAGAAGAGCCAAUGGAAAAUCACAUGACAGUGUCAGAGGACAGCAAGACGCAGGACAUAGGACAGGUCACAAAAACAAUCACUAACGGAGUACAACGCAAGGAUGGAACUCUUAAAACAGAGAUUGAGGCAUCCCCGCCACCCCGUGCACAAGAAAAGGUUGUCAGUGAACACAGCAUACCUUUGGGAGUGGAGUUCAUUGUGCCGAGGACCGGCUUCUACUGCAAACUGUGUGGAUUGUUUUAUACCAGUGAGGAGAAUGCCAAGACGACACACUGCCGCAGCACUGUGCACUACAGGAACCUUCAGAAAUAUCUAUCACAGCUGGCAGAGCAGAGUCUCUCAGAUGCGUUUUGCGAGCCCACAGCAGCGCAGUGACAGUAACCCAGUUUGACCUCUGACCUCAGUGAACAGUGGAGUAAAGAAUUAAUGUGACGUGUUUUGGACAUUUGCACAGGUGUGGUGGGUAUUUUGGUGAGAGGGAUGCUUAGAUGUCUAGAAUGGCAUCGACAAUCCCAGCCAUGGAUGCUGCCAGUGUGUACCUAUCUGAAUGUUAAGUAUUUAAUUGCAAUUUUCUUUUGUUUUAUUAAAGUUUAUUUUACUGCGCUGUGUGUGAAAUGACUUGCUGUUUUUAGAAUGGAAAUGAUUUUUCAAUUAGUGAAAAGACAAACGUCUUAUAUUAGUCCCCUCGUAGUGCAAGUUUUGUUUGAUUAUUCUCUCUAUUUUUAUCUAUUUGAUUUGUAAAUUUCUCCUUUUACAGUGAUAUACUAUUACAGCUGCAAAAUAACUUGAAAUUUCCAUUAAGGAUCGUGGUGUUUUUUUUGUUUUUUUUACUCAGUUGAAAAGCUGAGGCGGAUUCUCAGGUUUGUUGUUAUUUGUUGAACAGACUUUAAUGUAUAGCAUGGUACUAAAGAUUUUCAUUUUUAUUUAUUCAGUAUGUGGGGCUUUAAAGGCUCUUGCUGUUUGUAUUUCUUCAAAAUAUGCAUAAUUUGGACAAAAAAAUUAUACAACUAUGCAAACAAAUCCGUCAUAUCUGUCACCAUGAUAAUGCCUUAAAUAUUUAAAAAACUUUCACUGGACCAUGUGUGUAAUUUAUCAACAAUGCUUCAUAUGACAGUAAUUUAUUUUAGGUGGAUUAUCGAACCAGGCUCUGUUUUUGUAUACUGUGAAUAAUUAUCCUGUGACAACAAAGAUAGUGUUGUUUUCAUAUGGUUUUUUUUUCAAGUGAAUUUUUGAUGAAAAAC
Solea senegalensis (Senegalese sole) is the source of this 4838-nucleotide messenger RNA. It is a transcript of the gene rbm20, whose product is annotated as RNA binding motif protein 20. Gene Ontology annotation, molecular function: zinc ion binding; mRNA binding. The record is from RefSeq and is a predicted model, not a curated record. Gene Ontology annotation, biological process: regulation of RNA splicing. Bases 589 to 3972 code for a protein of 1127 amino acids. Gene Ontology annotation, cellular component: nucleus. The transcript is spliced from 14 exons. Lineage: Eukaryota; Metazoa; Chordata; Actinopteri; Pleuronectiformes; Soleidae.